This is a messenger RNA of Microthlaspi erraticum, 1386 nucleotides long. The record is from the annotation of a GenBank genome assembly. NCBI's taxonomy places the organism in Eukaryota, Viridiplantae, Streptophyta, Magnoliopsida, Brassicales, Brassicaceae.
AUGUAUCAGAAGUAUUUACCAGAAGAUCUUUUGUCAAAGACGAUGAAACGAGGUGGUCAAAGUUUGAGUAACGAGGACAGAAUCAGUGAGUUGCCGGACGCUUUGCUUGUGCAAAUACUGUCUUCCCUUCCAACAAAAGUUGUGGUAGCAACUAGUGUCUUGUCUAAACGAUGGCGCUCUCUUUGGAAGACGAUGCCGAGUCUUGAGUUCAGUUACAAUGCAACGAAUGAUCUUGAGCGGUUUUCAGAUAACGUCUCCAGGUGUUUGCUUUUACAACAGGCUCCAGUUCUUCAGAGUUUGCUUCUCAACAUUCAUAUUGAUGAUGAAAUUAAUGUGGAUUGCGAUAUCGGAGUAUUACUGGGAGUUGCGUUUGGACUGCAUGUGCGUGAAUUGGAACUCCAAGUUCACUCUCGGAAAUUUUACCCUCUGAGGUUUCACCCUGAGAAGUUGUUCAGAUUUCCUACAAGCUUGUACAAGAGUAGAACACUAGAGACCUUGAAACUCGGUCAUGAUGUUCUAAUAGAUGUCCCAUUUCCGGUUUGUUUGAUGUCUCUUAGAACUCUACAACUUAAGGGGGUGAGAUACAAAGACGAUGAAUCAUUUGUCAACCUUUUAAAAGGAUGCUCUCGUCUCGAGAAUCUGGAGGUUGCACUUUUAACACAAUCGGAUGUGAAGAUGUUCACUAUUGAUGUCCCGUCAUUGCAGAGGCUAAUAAUUAGCAGCGUUGGUGAAGUGGUCUAUGUGAUAAAGGCUCCUUCUCUGAAAUACUUGAAGAUUAGAGGGUAUAUAGAUUUUGACUCUGUUCUGAUUGGGAAUACGCCUGAGCUGGAGGAGGCAGUUAUUGACAUCGCUUAUACAGUCUAUGAUUACAAUCUGGAAUCUUUCACUUCAGUCAAACGCCUUUCUUUGUUAACACCUGAGCCGAUUACAUUUCCUACCGGUAGCAUCUUCAGUCAGUUGGUAUAUUUGGAGCUGUUUACAUAUAAAGCCGAUUGGUGGAGUCUACUUGUGCUCAUGCUCGAUGCUUCUCUUAAAUUACAAGUCCUCAAGCUCACCGGAUUUGGGCCUUGCUCUAACGAAGAAGAUGAUGUGGCGAAUCAUGACGAAGAUGAUGAGGUGGAGAAUCAUGACGAAGAAGAAGAUGUGGCCUAUGAGAAAUGGAAUGAACCGAAGAAUGUUCCUAUAUGUUUGUUGCUCCACCUCCAUAAUUUAGUGUGGAAAUUUUACGGAGGCCAACAAGAAGAGGAGAAAGAGGUGGCCAAAUACAUUUUCAGGAACGCAAGUCGUUUGAAAAAGGCAACUUUUGUAAGACUUUUGGGAAGUGUUGGAGAGUGUGAAAGUAUGGUCAAGGAGGCUUCGAGUUCGUGCCAGCUUGUGUUCAAAUGA